GCGUACAUAAUACGAAAGUUAGUUGCUCCACGAAAUAAAACCGAACGUAUGAAUGAAAAUAAUCAAAAAACUGAAGCAAGUGCAAGGAAUAUUAAUUGACUAAAGAUGAAUGACACACGUAACGGAAAGAAAGACAGAAAACAACAUAUACAAGUUUUCGUUCGUGUCAGACCGGUAAAUAAUGCCGAAAGGGCUGGGAAGUCGAUAACAGUGGUAGACACCCCGUCUAACAGAGAAGUGGUUGUUCGCGAAAGGCCAUGCGAUAAACUUACAAAGAAAUUCACCUUUGACAGAGUAUUUGGAUCAUUUUCAAAACAGAUUGAAGUAUAUAAUGCUGUCGCUUGUCCCUUGGUGGAAGAAGUUUUGGCUGGAUAUAAUUGUACAGUGUUUGCCUAUGGUCAAACUAGUACUGGGAAAACAUUUACUAUGGAAGGUCUUGAUAAUGAUCCAUCAUUACAUUGGCAAGCAGAUACCAAUGCUGGGAUUAUACCACGUUCUUUAAGCCACCUUUUUGAUGAAUUACGUAUAAUAGGGGUACAAGAUUACUCUGUAAGAGUUAGCUUUUUGGAACUGUAUAACGAGGAAGUAUAUGAUUUAUUGUCUUCUAGCAAUGAAGCUGCAAAGAUAAGGAUAUAUGAAGAUACAACUAAAAAAGGUGCAGUAAUAGUGCAUGGUUUAGAAGAAGUGACCAUAUACAAUAAAAAGGAUGUAUUCAAAAUCCUUCAGAAAGGAUCAGAGAAACGGCAGACAGCAGCUACAUUAAUGAAUGCAAACUCAAGUCGGUCUCAUACAAUAUUUUCUAUCACUGUUCAUAUAAAGGAGAAUACUAUUGAUGGGGAAGAACUGUUAAAAACAGGAAAGCUAAAUCUAGUUGAUCUAGCGGGUAGUGAAAAUAUUGGAAGAUCUGGAGCCAUUGAUAAAAGAGCCAGGGAAGCAGGCAGUAUUAAUCAAUCCUUGUUAACUUUAGGUAGGGUCAUAACAGCGCUCGUAGAAAAAACUCCACAUAUUCCCUAUCGAGAAUCAAAGUUAACACGAUUGCUUCAAGAAUCACUGGGUGGUCGCACGAGAACAUCAAUAAUUGCUACAGUAUCACCUGCUAGCAUUAAUCUUGAAGAAACAUUGUCCACCUUGGACUAUGCACAUCGAGCAAAGAAUAUUACGAAUCGGCCAGAAAUUAACCAGAAAUUCUCAAAAAAAGCAUUACUUCAAGAGUAUGCAGAAGAAAUUGAAAAGUUGAAAAAAGAUUUGUUAGCAACUCGCGAACGAAAUGGCGUGUACUUAGCCCAAGACAAUUACAAUGAAAUGCAAUCGUUAAUAGAUUUUCAGAACAAAGAAAUAGAAGAAAAAUUGAAUCAUAUUAAAGCACUUGAAGACACUGUACACUAUAAAGAGCAAAUAUUUAACCAAUUAAAAUCGAAAACUUCUGAACAAGCAAAUGAACUGGUAAAUAUAAAAGGUCAACUGGAAACUACAACAUACACAUUAAUGGGUGCACAAUCACGUUUGGCAAUCUCGGAACAAGAAAAGGAUGAGCAGAAGUAUCUGGUGGAAAAGCAUGCUUCUACUGAAAGUGUUCUUCUGUCACAAGUACAAUCAGUUUUAGAUGUCGUUGAUACAGCAACUACAGAUGUACAUAAACUUCAUGACAAGAUUUAUCGGAAAAUGCAAAUAGGGCAACAAAACAGUUCCCUUGGACAACAAAUUAAAAACAAUCUUAAAGAACGAUGCAGGAAGAUCGAAGGAAAUUGUUCAAGUCAUGCGGAUACAAUGACACAGUUCUACACAUCUUUGAAUGAGUAUAUUAAUGCGCAAACCCUUUCACUUAGUGAGCGUAUUGAUAAAAGUAUUCAAGAUAUUUCCGAUCAAUUUGUUAAUAAAACGAAAAAUACAACUGAUACACUGACGAAGAAUAUGAAGAAUUCUCAUUUAAGGUAUCAAGAAUGGAUUGAGAAAGAAGGCGAGAACGUUUGUACUAUGGCUGCGCAGACGUAUAAUAUAGUAAACAAUGUUUGUUCCUAUACCACGCAGGAAAUACAACAACUAAUAGACAAUAAAAUAGGUCAAAACUUAAAAGAUUUGAAUGAUGAUAUUUCUCAGAAAAUUGAUAAUUUGAUGGAAACUGCGAAAAGCUUGAUAUUUUCAAUCUCGAACUAUUCGAUUAAAGAGCACGAUCGUUUACAUAAUAAUAUUCAGGGUAUCAGAAGCGAUAUUGAAGACAUUCGGCAAAGCCAAACUAGUAUUAUGGAAAGACGGUGUAACUUCGCAAGGAUGAUGGAAAAUUUACAACAUAGUUUCAAUGAGGUACAGCAAGAACAUCAGGAGACACAUUCAUCGAUAUGUGGCACAUUAAACAGUAUUAAAGAAACUUGUAAUAUUAUAAAUAAUGAAACUUUAAACGUCAAUGAAAUAAAGGCAGAGAAAGAGAACAAUAUAGAAGAAAAACUUCAACAUGAUUUAGAAACAAUGAAAUGCGUUAUCUCAGAGGAAACAGAAAAGCUGCAGAUAAUGUCAGAGAAUUCAGUUGUCCGAGGUAAAGCAUUCAUCAGUGAGUUUGAAACAAAGUUAAACAAUAAUUGUAGCACAUUAAUAAAUUACAAAAAUUGCGUGGAACGUAAUCUGUGGGAAAUGCAGCGGAAAAUGAAGGAAGAUCAAAGUCUUAUUUUAUCAUUAAUUAACGAUGUAUAUACGACAGUUUAUAACAUAGGCAACGAACGUUCAAGAUCCUUAAAUAGUUGGAAAACAGCAUUUACAAAUGCUUGCAUAGAAAUGAGUCAGAAACUUGAAACUGAAAAUCUGAAUACCAGUACUACAAACAGCAGGAUUAUUGCAGAGAUGCAUGCCAUACGCAAUCGAGUUGAUAAAUUCUUUGUCGAAGAUUUAUAUCGUGAUGUUCCGACAGGCUUAACACCUGCGAGAAAAACCUUUCAAUACACGAAAAAACUACCUAAGACGUCUCCGCCGGAUCGAAUACUUAAUAGGUACAGAGAAGCACUCAAGGAACUGAAUAGCGAAGAAAAUGAAGAAGUAUUUUUUGGUAUACUACAUAGUAAUUUCCAUUAA
Messenger RNA from Dufourea novaeangliae, 3060 nucleotides. Its product is annotated as bipolar kinesin KRP-130-like. The transcript has 15 exons. Gene Ontology annotation, molecular function: plus-end-directed microtubule motor activity; ATP binding; microtubule binding. Gene Ontology annotation, biological process: microtubule-based movement; mitotic spindle assembly. NCBI's taxonomy places the organism in Eukaryota, Metazoa, Arthropoda, Insecta, Hymenoptera, Halictidae. Bases 106 to 3060 code for a protein of 984 amino acids. Gene Ontology annotation, cellular component: spindle microtubule; nucleus. The record is from RefSeq and is a predicted model, not a curated record.